Messenger RNA from Scomber japonicus (chub mackerel), 672 nucleotides. Its product is annotated as natural killer cells antigen CD94-like. The transcript is spliced from 4 exons. Lineage: Eukaryota; Metazoa; Chordata; Actinopteri; Scombriformes; Scombridae. The record is from RefSeq and is a predicted model, not a curated record. The coding region runs from base 1 to 672 and encodes 223 amino acids.
AUGGUAAUGAACGAACAGAGAGCAAACCUCAGCAGAAAAUCAGCAGAAAAUCAGCAGAUGAGCAUGCAGAUGAGCAUCUUAGAGAACAAGACAGAGGAACUGACAAGAGACAGAGACAACCUCAACUGGACAUUGGGAGUCUUAGAAAACAAGACCGAGGAACUGAGAAGAGACAGAGACAACCUCAACUGGACAUUGGGAGUCAUCCUGGAUUUUAACACCUUUCCAGUAAAUGAACACUGCCCUGAUAAAAAGUGUCAGCCGUGUCUAAAAGACUGGAUUCAGUUCAAGGAAAAUUGCUACCUGUUCCAUGAUCCACACGCUAAUUGGAAGUCAUGGCAAAAUAGCAGAAGAUACUGCCAAAGCAGAGAUGCAGAUCUGGUUGUUAUUGACAGCCUGCAAGAACAGGAAUUCAUCAGUAAUCACACCCAGCCUUACUCCAUUUAUCAUGGAUACUGGAUCGGGUUACAGGUAACUGAUGAACAGAAAUGGCUCUGGGUUGACGGACGUAGUGUCACUCUACAGUACUGGUUGAUGAAGAAACUUAAUAGACCUGGUCGAUGUAUACUGAUGAUACCUGGGAAAAAUGUUACAGCCAGCUGGGACUCAGCACCCUGUGCAAUGGAGAACAUAUUCAUCUGUGAGACCAAAGCCCUGAUAAAGUCAGAGUAG